CGCAUCUCCCCCGCCCUCUUUCCCUGUUCCACCCUGCCGGCCAAUUCUGUCUGGUUCCUGGGACACAGCUGCUGGCCCGAAUUUGGACUUGCUGCCUGGUGUUCGCCGCUGAGACUGUAGGCCGUGUUUUGCGUGCGGUGGCCUCUGCACUGACCGUCAGACGGACGGCGUGCGGGAUGGCACCUGCGGUGGCGAUUUCGGCAACCUCAACACCGUGAGCAAACGGUGUACGUGUUAGCCCAUCCGAUACCUGCAUUCACCGCUUACGUGCAGUUGUUACUCCGUUUCAUCCUGGAGGAAGCUCAAAAAUCAGCAGUUUACCAUUAGGGUUGGAAUUCACGUCUGUACGUUUUCACGCCACAGGCUUUGGGGCUUAAAGCUCAAGAGAUGGCUGCCCAGUGCGUGACAAAGGUGGAGCUGAAUAUUUCCUGUGACAAUCUUCUGGAUAAGGACAUAGGUUCGAAGUCGGACCCGUUAUGUGUGUUAUUUUUGAACACAAGCGGUCAGCAGUGGUAUGAGGUUGAGCGCACAGAAAGGAUUAAGAAUUGCUUGAAUCCCACAUUUUCCAAGACAUUUAUUAUUGAUUACUACUUUGAAGUGGUUCAGAGAUUGAAAUUUGGGAUUUAUGACAUCGACAACAAAACAGUUGAGCUGAGUGAUGAUGACUUCUUAGGAGAAUGUGAAUGUACCCUUGGACAAAUUGUUUCCAGUAAGAAGUUGACUCGACCACUGGUGCUUAAAAACGGCAGACCUGCGGGUAAAGGCAGCAUCACGAUUUCAGCAGAAGAAAUAAAGGAUAACAGAGUGGUCUUGUUUGAAAUGGAAGCAAGAAAACUGGAUAAUAAGGAUCUAUUUGGAAAAUCAGAUCCAUAUCUGGAAUUCCACAAGCAGACAUCUGAUGGAAACUGGCUCAUGGUUCAUCGAACAGAGGUUAUUAAAAACAACUUGAAUCCUGUUUGGAGGCCUUUUAAAAUCUCUCUUAACUCACUGUGCUAUGGAGAUAUGGAUAAAACUAUUAAGGUAGAGUGCUAUGACUAUGAUAACGAUGGGUCACAUGAUCUCAUUGGGACAUUUCAAACCACCAUGACUAAACUGAAAGAAGCCUCCAGGAACUCACCUAUUGAAUUUGAAUGCAUAAAUGAAAAAAAGAGACAGAAGAAGAAAAGCUACAAGAAUUCAGGUGUCAUCAGUGUGAAGCAGUGUGAGAUUACAGUGGAAUGCACAUUCCUUGACUAUAUUAUGGGAGGAUGUCAGCUGAAUUUUACUGUGGGGGUGGACUUCACUGGCUCCAAUGGUGACCCACGGUCUCCUGACUCCCUUCAUUACAUCAGCCCCAACGGUGUGAAUGAGUACUUGACUGCUAUCUGGUCUGUGGGACUAGUCAUUCAAGAUUAUGAUGCUGAUAAGAUGUUUCCAGCUUUUGGUUUUGGAGCCCAGAUACCUCCCCAGUGGCAGGUUUCGCAUGAAUUUCCCAUGAACUUUAAUCCAUCCAACCCGUACUGUAAUGGGAUCCAAGGCAUUGUGGAGGCUUAUCGAGCCUGCCUUCCUCAGAUAAAACUUUAUGGACCCACGAAUUUCUCCCCAAUCAUCAACCACGUGGCCAGAUUUGCUGCUGCAGCUACACAGCAACAGACAGCUUCGCAAUAUUUUGUGCUCCUAAUCAUUACGGAUGGUGUGAUCACAGAUCUGGACGAGACCAGGCAAGCUAUUGUCAGUGCUGCCAAGCUGCCCAUGUCCAUCAUCAUUGUUGGAGUGGGCGGGGCUGACUUCAGUGCCAUGGAAUUUCUGGAUGGUGACAGUGGGAGUCUGCGCUCCCCAUCUGGCGAGGCUGCCAUCAGAGAUAUUGUCCAGUUUGUGCCUUUCAGGCAGUUUCAGAACGCUCCCAAGGAGGCGCUGGCCCAGUGUGUCCUGGCUGAGAUCCCCCAGCAGGUGGUGGGCUACUUCAACACCUACAAGCUCCUUCCUCCCAAGAACCCCAUUACUGCCACCAAGUGAAAGCUCUCCAGCCUCCCCAUAUGAUGGACAUGCCGUGUCACAUACUUUCACCCCAUCAUUUAGGAUGUGAACCUGAUUCUCUAUGGAUUCCAUUUACUUAAAGCAUUCUUUUUAUACUUUUUUCAGAGGAGCACUUGCUAAGUUAUCUUUUCCCAAUCAAUUCAGUGGUCGCUUCUGAUUUCUGGUAAUUGCAUUCAGGCUGUUUGGAUUAGACACUCAUGUAAGAAAAGCUUAUUUUGUUGUAAUUAUUUACUUUCCUAGGAUAAAAAUGCCAUUUUGAAUGUUUGUCAAUAGAAAAAAUGAAAACCUAUUGGGAUGGUGCAAUUUCAGGUUGCUGUGCUUUGUGUAUCACAAGACCAUGUCCAUCUUGGUGACAAUGCUUCUCAAAGAAAAUGACACUGGAUUUGUUCCUAUAAUGGUUCAGUGCUUUUCUGGAGGCUGCAAGUGUCCCCAGCUGUGCCUGAGUUUGUGGCAGGGUAGACAGGGUCCAGUUCACAGAACAGCAGCAGCACCAGGACUUCCUGCAGAGUGCUAAAUGACAAGGCACACACUUGCUCUUUAUGACACAGUGACCUCAGCCGUGUGUGAGUAGCCAUCUGUGUUUGCUGCUCAGUCUUUUCUGUGCAUGCAGAACACUGUCCAUGAGGUCUAUGAGCUCAGGGUCUGCAUCUGUAGGCAAUAGCUUGUCCUAGAAUCUCCAUUACUAGAGCAUUUUCACUAGUGUUUGUUAAAAUGGCUAAGACUGCUUUGUCCAGGAACACUAAGGACCAAGCCAGAAUUCCAUUUCCUUUUCGCUAAUGAAAGACUAUGCUUAUUAAGAAAGGACAGUUUUAUACUUUUCUUGCUAAGGUCCCAUACGUUGAUUUGUACAUAAUCAUUUAGACAUUUUGUCCUUUUUUUAAGUAACAUUUUUAGUCUGAUUUUUAAACUCAUGAUAAUGGUUUUCUAUGAAUCAAAAUUAUGUUUUCCAUUUUAAUAAUGUGCUGUUUCCUAGGCGCAGAAUAUAUUGUAUUAAGCAUAAAACCUGCCAUGACUGCCAUGUGGCUCGGUUGGAGCAUCAUUCUGUAAACCAAAAGGUUGCUGAUUCCAUUUCUGGUUAGGGCUCAAGCCCGGGUUGCGGGUUUGGUCCCCAGUUGGGGCAUGUGCAAGAGGAAACUGAUCAACAUUUCUCUCUCAUAUCAAUCUUUCCCUCCCUCUCUUCCUUCCUCCCUUCCCCUCUAAAAAUAAAUGAAUAAAAUCUUUUUUAAAAAACAAACAAUUUUUAAAAAGCAUAAAAACUGUUAUAACUUUAAAAAAAAAACAACUUCUGCCUAAAGACAGAGUGCACUUUACAUGCUUUUUUUCCCUCUAAUUUUUACCCUUUAGAACAUGUUACUAAGUAAACAUUUUAUCAUCAGAUUAGAUUCAGCAAUGGCUUAUUGAGGAUCCCUGUGCCAAGUACUGUACAUAUCCAUAUGUUGGCCAAUCAUCUUUAAGAAUUCAACAUUAAAAACUUCAUAUUGAUCACAAAUCCUCAAGUGGAUGCAUCCAGUGCUAUGGUAAUAUGCCAUUCAGUCCUGAAACUUGCACCAAAGCUUGUGUCUCUUGUUCCGUGAAAUGUUGGCUGCUUCCAGUAGUUUGGAGCUUUUGUUGUCCUGUGUUCUAAUUUUAUGUGACUUGGACACAACACACGUAUAUUGCUGUGGUUUUCAGAAUUUUCUUUUUUAAACACACUCCUGGGCCCCUCCUCUCUCCCUAGUGCUAACCAGCCCUGCAGCGCUGGUAUCUCCUGCACAGGGUACUGGGACCACUGGGCAUGACUGGUCAGCGAUCCACUGCCCAGAUCACAGUUCUUCUGACACCACUGUCCAACUGUGCAAUGUCAUAUUCUGGUUUUAACAAGAAUUGUUUCCUUUUUAAAAUUAUUACUCAAUUUUGAUCAGGUUCAUCAGUAGAUGCUGUUUCUCAUAAAAACUGUGGUUCCAGCAAAUUAGGGUAAUGGAUAUCUUCUUGCAGUUUUAAAUAAAAGCAGUUACAGUUUCUAAGUCAUUUUAUAAAGUCUUUACAAUUCCUACAUUUCACCUCAUCUUAUGUGAUUUAAUAUUGUUUUAUAUUAAAAUUGUCCCUUAGCCUGUUGUGCAACCAUUCAUUCAAGUGCCAUUAGUUCUUAAAGUGCAUUUAAAGAAGCAAUAACCAGAUAGGUUAUGAGCAUAUGCUGCGUUGAUGGUGCCCUGGGUGGAUGCACUAUUUCUUGCGUGUGCCUAUACAGAGAGGGCAGUAUACCAUUCGGCACAGUCAGGUCACAGAGACGUAGAGUUGGUCCAAAGCUUACACCUGUCUGCUGUCCCUGAGCAGACUCAAGGCCCACUACUGAGUAUAUGCCUCAUCCUCAUGCUUUGCCUUGUUUGUGUAGCUCCUGGAAAGUCAUCUUGGUCAAUCUCUCCAUAUAUGUGUUUGACAGUCAUGGAAGUGACACAUAAGCAAGACGUCUGGCUGUGAUUGUGAGAACUCUUGUGCUUUUGGGGUGUCAUGUUUGACAAUAAGUGUGUAAGUUACAAACACAGGGUUCCGGCAGAAGUAAGGCCUGCUUGAAUGUGGUUGGUAGGGUAAUAAUACGGGUGUAAUAAUUCAUAGUUUUAAUUUGAACAUUUCACAUAAAAGGUUAUAUUGUAUGCUUGAGUGUGAUAUUAUGUUACAGAAUUACAUCUUAUGCUUUUGUAAUAAAAGUUUGUAAUAAAAAAGGGGGAGUUAUUUGUACUGGACCCUGUAUAUUAAUGUUAAGCAUAUCUUCCAUUCGAAUUCCCUUUGGAUAAAGGUAUUUCUUGAUGUGCUGCAAUAGUGCCUUGUUUUCAUUUUUAUUCUUCUCUAAAUGUUAUAA
Molecule: messenger RNA, 4852 nt
Organism: Pteronotus mesoamericanus
Lineage: Eukaryota; Metazoa; Chordata; Mammalia; Chiroptera; Mormoopidae
Gene: CPNE3
Product: copine 3
Exons: 17
Coding region: 388-1995 (535 amino acids)
Biological process (GO): cellular response to calcium ion; ERBB2 signaling pathway
Cellular component (GO): plasma membrane
Molecular function (GO): calcium-dependent phospholipid binding; receptor tyrosine kinase binding
Source: RefSeq, a predicted model, not a curated record